GUGCCCGAGCUGGAGAAAGCUACGGUCCGGAUCCGGCAGCCCGAGCGUGUGCGGGAGAUCAUCCGGUCUCUCCGGGAGCAGGGGGUGGCCAAACUGCAGGUCAUUUCUGACUUUGACAUGACCCUGAGCAGGUUUGGUUGCAAUGGCAGGCGCUGCCCCACAUCUCACAAUAUCCUUGAUACCAGCCGUGUUAUCAGCGAGGAUGGCAAGAAGAAGCUGAAGGAUCUGUUCCACUAUUACUAUCCCAUUGAAAUAGAUCCUAACCAGACCCUGGAAGAGAAACGUCCCCUCAUGGUGGAGUGGUGGACCAAGGCUCAUGAGCUGCUGGUGCAGCAGAAGAUCCACAAAGAUGACAUAGCCCAGAUCGUCAGAGAGUCAGAAGCAAUGCUCAGGGAUGGCUUCAAGGAGUUCUUUGAUCAGCUGCAUAAGAACAACAUCCCCCUGUUCAUCUUCUCUGCUGGUGUUGGUGAUGUCCUGGAAGAGAUUAUCCGUCAGGCCAACGUCUUCUACUCCAAUGUUAAUGUGGUGUCCAACUACAUGGACUUCGAUGAUGAUGGAGUCCUCACGCACUUCAAGGGACCCCUCAUCCACACCUACAACAAGAACAACAGCGUGCUGCAGGGCACAGGGUACUUCCAGCAGCUGAGCACAAGGACGAGCAUCAUCCUGCUGGGGGACUCCAUGGGUGACCUGACGAUGGCAGACGGUGUUCCCAGCGUGGAGAACAUCCUCAAGAUUGGCUUUCUCAAUGACAAGGUGGAAGAGCGGAGGGGGAAGUACCUGGAUUCCUAUGACAUUGUGCUGGAGAGCGACGAGACGCUGGACGUGGUGAACGGGAUCCUGCGGUACAUCGUGACUGAGACAUGAGCUGGGGACAGGGUGUCCCAGCUCCAGCACACGGCAGGCACUGGGCAGGGAAUGUCCUUCCUGAGACAGCUGGAGGGGACCUGCUGGCACUGCCUGGGCUCCAUCCUGACCUCGUUAAUGCCCUCAGCCAGC
Sturnus vulgaris (Common starling) is the source of this 999-nucleotide messenger RNA. RefSeq names its product 5'-nucleotidase, cytosolic IIIB (gene NT5C3B). Gene Ontology annotation, molecular function: 5'-nucleotidase activity; magnesium ion binding. The record is from RefSeq and is a predicted model, not a curated record. Gene Ontology annotation, cellular component: cytoplasm. Lineage: Eukaryota; Metazoa; Chordata; Aves; Passeriformes; Sturnidae.